AUGCCUUCAAGAACUUCUGUAUCACUACAAGGAUACGACGACUUGCUCGAAAGAGACCAUGGUCUCGGUCAACUUUUUCAUAGUCAAGCACAAAUCAAUCCUUCAGCAAUUGCUGUCAAAGAGAGCGAUGAUAGCAUCACAUACGGCGAGCUUCACUUGAAAGCACUGGACUUGGCAUCGCAGCUUCGUCAACAUGAAUAUCGACGAGAAGAACCCACGGGAAUACUCGUCAACCCUGGUACUAAAGAUAUCAUUACCCAGGUUGCUGUCCUAUAUGCUGGAGGGACUUGUGUGACUUUGGAUCCAUUACUUCCUGAUAAUCAACUGGAAGAACGCCUCACACGAGUGGGUGCACGAAAUGUGCUUGUUGACGAAGGAAACCAGAAUCGCCUGGUUUCCUUGCGCCACAUCAUAGUUGAUGAGAACAAACUUUUUCAAAACGGACAUUCAAAAGAGACCAAGGAAAUUGUCGAAACAAACCUCGGCCAUUGCACACACUUAAUCCAUACAUCUGGCACGACAGGGGCACCAAAACCAGUUCAAAUCUUGGCUCGAUCAAUCCUUCAGGUCGUAUAUCAUGCUCCUCUCGUCCCCCUCGAUCCGUCUGAUAUCGUAGUGCACGUCAACAACACAAGUUUUGAUGUUGCGCUGUUUGAUGUAUGGGCUCCACUUUUGCGGGGUGCAAGCAUCGUGAUUAUGCCGAAAAAUGUGCUUCUGGAUCCGAAUGCUAUGGCUGAAGCACUUAAGCGAUACAAGGCGACAGUAUGGGCGUCAACACAAGCAAUUUUCAAUUUGGCAGCAGUGUCCUGUCCCACGGCGUUUUCUGGACUCAGAAUUAUGACGAUUGGAGGAGAAGCGGCAAACCCCAAAGCUUUGAAGACCAUUUUGGCGGCCGGGCCACCAAAGCACCUAUUCAAUGCAUAUGGCCCGACCGAAACAUGCGUCUUUUCUUUAGUCCAAGAGCUAUCAAUGUCGGACACACAAGACGAGUCAGUGAGCAUCGGUAAACCUAUUGGAAGAACCACAAUACAUAUCGUCAAUGAGUCUAUGGAAACGGUGAAAGAUGGGGAGCCAGGGGAACUACUUAUUGGUGGUGCUGGUGUCUCCCGCGGUUAUUUAAAUUACCCAGACAAGAACGCCCGGGCAUUUGUGCAAGUCGGAGAUGCAAAACUUUAUCGGACAGGAGAUAUCGUGAAGAGAAAGGGUGGCCUUGUUUACUAUGUUGGACGUCGAGACCACCAAGUAAAGAUCCGUGGGUUUCGUGUUGAGCUUGAGGCGGUUGAGGUAGGGAUGUUGAACACUGGACUUUUCUCAGAGGCCACUGCUCUUAGGAUCGAAUCCCCACAAGAAGGCGGGGGUGGUCUUUUGGUUGCAUACGCAGUUCCUAAUGCACAAAGCAAGGACACCAUCAACAUUGCAAUGAACAAAUUGAAAGAAUCAUUGCCUCAUUACAUGGUGCCAAAGAUAGAGUUGAUCGACAGAUUGCCUUGGAAUGCACAUGCCAAAGUGGAUCGGAAGAAGCUGACAGAACUGUACUUGGAGGGAUGGAAGGCACAACCAGUGACGCGAAGAUCCAAAGGGGCAGGUGAAACGACGACGUCAAGAUUGGAGCAGCUUUGGAUGGAAAUUCUGGCAUGUCCGGUAGGGACCUUUGAAGAACAUGACGACUUCUUUACCCAAGGUGGAACUUCUUUGCAAGCCGCAGUGCUCAUUCACAAAAUACGGCAAACCUUCGCAAUCGAGGUUUCUUCAUUGGCCUUGUACGAGAACUCAAGUCUGGGUGCGCUUGCUAAAAUCAUUGAUGAGAAUAAAGAUGGGAAGGUUUGCGCCAUCAAGGACGAAACAGACUUAUGGCUGGCGGAUAGCAGGCUUGCUGAACACCUUGUGCCGUCAAAGAGAGAACCUGUGGAUUGGCGACGCGACACUGAAGGAAGAAUUUUUGCAACUGGGGUCACUGGCUUCGUAGGAGCCUUUUUCCUGCACCAACUCCUCGAAAUGCCUGAAGUUCGCCAGGUUGGUUGCUUAGUUCGAGCGAAAGAUAAGGAAGCUGGCUUCCUUCGUAUUAGAGAAUGUCUGGAGAAAUAUGGGCUCUGGCGUGCAGCUGCUGCCCACAAAAUCUUACCACUACCCGGGAAUUUGGAGGAUGAGACCCUUGGAUUUGGACAGGAAAGAUUUGAAGAACUCGCUGAAUGGGCCAGUGUCGUCUUUCAUCUUGGGGCUCAUGUCAAUUACACGCAGCCAUAUUCUAUCCAUCGGCCCGCCAACGUGAUUGGUAGUGUCAACAUCCUCCGAUUCGUGGCUGCAGGCAAGCCCAAGUCUCUCCAGUAUGUCUCCAGCAUUUCCUGCUUCGGGCCAACUGGUAGGUUCACUGGAACUUCACGAGUCCCCGAGGAUGCGUGUAUGCUCCCUCACCUACGAGCGCUUCCGUAUGACCAUGGAUAUGCCCAAAGCCAAUGGGUGGUUGAGCAAAUGCUGUGGACGGCAAUUGGACGUGGAUUCCCCGUCGCAAUAUAUCGACCUGGUUUCAUCACUGGCCAUAGCGUGACGGGCGUCAGCAAUCCCGAUGACUUUUUCAGCAGAUUGAUGUCUGCAUGUCUGGAGAUGGGCUGUUAUCCCCUCCUUCCAAACCAAAGGAAGGAGUUCAUCACCGUCGACUAUGUCACUUCAGCAAUCCUGCAUAUGGCGAAAAACAAAUAUCUUGGACAUGCUUACCAUAUCGUACCUAAGGACCGGAACGCAUCUGUAGAUAUGAAUGAGACGUUUCGUCUUGUCAAUCACAAUGGAUUCCCGGACUUGAAAGGCAUCCCAUACGGUGAAUGGAUUCAGAUCCUCUCCAAUAGCACCGACGAGCGGCUCAAGCCAUUAUUGCCUAUGUUGAAGGAGAAGAUUCACAACGGCAUGACAAGAUGGGAGUUGUACGAGCACAUGCCCAUUUAUGAGACUUACAACACCGACCAAGCUCUGUCGGAUUAUCCAGGAGGCCUGGACUGUCCGGAAUUUGAUGAGAAGCUAAUGUUGACAUAUCUCAACCACUGGAAGGGAGACCUGAAGAUGGAUGUUGCGGUGGCGGCAUGA
This is a messenger RNA of Hymenoscyphus albidus, 3075 nucleotides long. Lineage: Eukaryota; Fungi; Ascomycota; Leotiomycetes; Helotiales; Helotiaceae. The record is from the annotation of a GenBank genome assembly.